Nothoprocta perdicaria is the source of this 2511-nucleotide messenger RNA. It is a transcript of the gene OSBPL9, whose product is annotated as oxysterol binding protein like 9. Gene Ontology annotation, cellular component: membrane; cytosol; intracellular membrane-bounded organelle. Bases 24 to 2237 code for a protein of 737 amino acids. Gene Ontology annotation, molecular function: sterol binding. NCBI's taxonomy places the organism in Eukaryota, Metazoa, Chordata, Aves, Tinamiformes, Tinamidae. The transcript has 24 exons. The record is from RefSeq and is a predicted model, not a curated record.
GCGGUGCCGGUUCGGUGCCUAAGAUGGCGUCUAUCAUGGAGGGCCCGCUGAGUAAAUGGACCAACGUGAUGAAGGGCUGGCAGUACCGCUGGUUCGUGCUCGACUACAACGCCGGGCUCCUCUCCUACUACACGUCAAAAGAUAAAAUGAUGAGAGGAUCACGCCGAGGAUGUGUCAGGCUCAGAGGAGCUGUGAUUGGUAUAGACGACGAGGACGACAGCACCUUCACAAUAACUGUUGAUCAGAAAACCUUCCAUUUUCAGGCUCGAGAUGCUGAUGAAAGAGAGAAGUGGAUUCAUGCUUUAGAAGACACUAUUCUCCGCCAUACUCUUCAGCUUCAGGGCGUGGAUUCAGGAUUUGUUCCCAGUGUUCAUGAUUUUGAUAAGAAACUUACUGAGGCAGAUGCAUACUUGCAGAUCUUGAUAGAUCAGCUGAAGCUGUUCGAUGAAAAACUUCAGAACUGCAAAGAUGAUGAACAGAGAAAAAAAAUCGAAAGUCUCAAAGAAACAACCAGUAGUAUGGUAGAAUCAAUAAAACACUGCAUUGUGUUGCUACAGAUUGCUAAAGACCAAAAUAAUGAGGAGAAGCACGCAGAUGGACUUAUAAGUACUAUAAAUCCUGUUGACGCAGUGUAUCAGCCUAGUCCUCUGGAACCAUCAGUGAUCAGCACAAUGCCUUCCCAGACUGUCAUACCUCCAGAACCUGCUCAACUGUGCAAAUCAGAGCAGCGACCCUCAUCCUUACCAGUGGGACCUGUGGUAGCAUCACUUGGAAAUCAGACUCCAACACCAAAUAGCACAGGAAGUGGACAGUCAGCACCUAGCAGCAGCCUCACUUCUCCAAGCCACGUCAAUCUCUCUCCAAAUACAGUCCCGGAUUUUUCCUACUCAAGCAGUGAGGAUGAGUUCUAUGAUGCUGACGAAUUCUAUCAGAGCAGUUCUUCCCCAAAGCGCUGUAUAGAUUCUUCAGGGUCUGCCGCCGUUCUGACGCGCAGCAGCACAGGGAGCAGUCUGAAACGCCCGGAUACCACAGAGUCCCUCAAUUCUUCCAUGUCUAACGGGACAAAUGAUGCUGAUCUUUUUGAUCCUCCUGAUGACAGAGAUGAUGAUGGGGAAGGAGAAUCGGUAGAAGAACAUAAGAGUGUUAUUAUGCACCUCUUGUCACAAGUUAGAUUAGGAAUGGAUCUAACCAAGGUGGUUCUUCCAACUUUUAUCCUGGAAAGAAGAUCAUUGUUGGAAAUGUAUGCUGACUUCUUUGCACAUCCGGACUUAUUUGUCAGCAUCAGUGACCAGAAGGAUCCAAAGGAGCGAAUGGUUCAAGUGGUUAAAUGGUACCUCUCAGCUUUUCAUGCAGGAAGAAAGGGAUCGGUUGCUAAAAAGCCUUACAAUCCCAUCUUGGGCGAGAUCUUCCGGUGCCACUGGGUAUUACCAGGCACUGAAGGUGAAGACGAUAUGGAACCAGUUUCAGAAGGACCAAUUCCUUGGGUCAGUAAGAGCAGCGUAACGUUUGUGGCAGAGCAGGUCUCUCAUCAUCCUCCAAUUUCAGCAUUUUAUGCAGAGUGCUUUAACAAGAGGAUACAAUUCAAUGCUCAUAUAUGGACCAAGUCAAAAUUCCUAGGAAUGUCUAUUGGUGUUCAUAAUAUAGGGCAAGGCUGCGUCACAUGCCUAGACUAUGAUGAACACUAUAUUUUGACCUUCCCUAAUGGUUAUGGAAGAUCUAUUCUCACUGUACCAUGGAUUGAACUGGGUGGAGAAUGCAGUAUUAAUUGCUCAAAGACAGGCUAUAAUGCUUCCAUAGUCUUCCACACAAAACCGUUUUAUGGAGGAAAGAAGCACAGAAUUACAGCUGAAAUUUUUUCUCCUAAUGACAAGAAACCCUUCUGCUCCAUUGAAGGAGAAUGGAAUGGUGUCAUGUAUGCAAAAUACACAACAGGGGAGAACUCUGUCUUUAUAGAUACCAAGAAAAUGCCUACGAUUAAGAAGAAGGUAAGGAAACUGGAGGACCAAGAAGAAUAUGAAUCUCGCUGCUUGUGGAAAGAUGUAACCUACAACUUAAAAAUCAGAGACAUUGAUGCAGCUACAGCUGCAAAGCACAGGCUUGAAGAGAGACAAAGAGCUGAAGCCAGAGCCAGAAAGGAGAAUGAGACCUCAUGGGAAACAAGGUUAUUCCACGAAGACGGAGAAUGUUGGGUUUACGACGAGCCACUCUUGAAACGACUUGCUGCCAGUAAACACUGAGCGGCUUGUAAAAACUGCAGACGUUCGAGCCUUGGCUUGGCAGAGUUUACAUCUGAUACCAAGAUAGUCGCCAGUUAUCACGUAUGUAACUUUGGGAAAAGCUGCCCCUCCAAUUACAGUGGUUCCUAUCUCAGGGAUACUGGACUUACUGAUGCAGAUAAGCAUUUAUUUGAAACAGAAAACAUCCUGGCUGUGCAGUAACCUAUAUUGGACUUCGCUAUAAUGGUAGUAUUAUAUUCAGGCUGCUGGAGACCUUUUAUUAAUACUUCUGAAG